GACUUUUCCAGGGGUUCGCCGGAGGGGCAGGAGGAGUCGGUGGCUGUUGCUUCAGCGCGGCUGCGAAGCCUGUGCACCGGAGUCGCGGAACGACUCCAAAGUGGAGGUGCCGCGCGCGGCAAGCCCGGCCAGGAGCGGCAGGAGGGCCCGUAGGCAAUGGCGGCCCGAAGUAGAAACAGCUGCGUCUGCUCCCCCUAGCCGAGGAGCGGGCUUGCCACUGGGCUGCGGGGGCAUUCGGGUCGGCGCUCGGUUGGGUGCGCCUCUCCGCUCGCAGUCGCGCUGAGCGUCCAGCGGCCGUCCCGGCGCCCUGGCCGGCCGCCUCGUUGCCAAGGUGAGCGGCGGGGCUUGGGCGGUCAUGGAGACCCCGACGGAGAACCCCAGCAAGGCGGCGGAGUACCUCAAGGAGCUCAACAAGAUUAUCGAGACCCAGCAGGAGCUGCUGGAGAAGCAGAAGCUCCGGAUCGACGAGCUCGAGCAGCAAGUGGCCCGGCUGUACCACGAGAACGCUCGCCUGCAGGACGAGCACCAGCGGCACCUGGCCACAUGCAGGCUGCUCCUGCUGCAGCAGGCAGCCUUGCCCGCCCCGCCGCCGCCGCCGGGAGACGGCCAGGAGAACGCCAGGGAUGCAAAGUCUGAAGGUGAAAGUUCAAGAAGCAUCAGGUCUAUUAAUACUCUGCACCAGUUUUGCUGUCCAGCUCCAUUGUACCAUACCCAGCUAACUGUCCCUGCCACACACUCAGAGUACAGGGAAGAUAAUGUUCUACACCAGUUCUGUUGUCCACCUUCUGGGUCUAGUAGUCCAUCUUCAAGAUAACAGAGAAGGUCUGAGUCGCUAUUCUGUGCAGUCAGAGUACCACAUCUUGCUCUUCUUUCUCUGGCUGGUGUGUAUGAAGCUGACAGUAACUUGCAUGGAUACACUAAUGGUUCUGAGUUCAAUAUACUCAGAAGGGUUUAUGGCUGCCUGGUUACUUCCAUUCUGCUUUUUCUUCUAUAUGUUUUCACAAAAACUUGUCCCCUUCCCUCCAUUUUUUUCUUAUGUGAUUUGGAAUUAUGCAUAUGGGAUG
This is a messenger RNA of Varanus komodoensis (Komodo dragon), 1064 nucleotides long. Its product is annotated as IQ motif and SEC7 domain-containing protein 3-like. Lineage: Eukaryota; Metazoa; Chordata; Lepidosauria; Squamata; Varanidae. The coding region runs from base 356 to 814 and encodes 152 amino acids. The transcript has 4 exons. The record is from RefSeq and is a predicted model, not a curated record.